Molecule: messenger RNA, 225 nt
Organism: Spodoptera littoralis (African cotton leafworm)
Lineage: Eukaryota; Metazoa; Arthropoda; Insecta; Lepidoptera; Noctuidae
Source: the annotation of a GenBank genome assembly
AUGGGCAAUUUCGAUAGUAAUUAUUUUGCUGGAUAUCAAGGCUAUGGAGAUGGAUGGCUCGGCUAUGGCGACGGAUACCGCUCCACAUCAUCAACAUCGACAUAUGCUGAUGCAUCUACACCAACGCAGACACCAGAACCCCAAGUCCAUACUGCUACUGGUGACGAGUUGCGCUUUAGUAAUCUUGACGAAAUAGUUUCCCAGUUGGAAGAUGACACACAAUAA